Molecule: messenger RNA, 573 nt
Organism: Xyrichtys novacula (pearly razorfish)
Lineage: Eukaryota; Metazoa; Chordata; Actinopteri; Labriformes; Labridae
Source: the annotation of a GenBank genome assembly
AUGUUUGAGAAGCAGCCUGUUUCCAUUUUUAGAAAACGCCGUAGCCACAAACUGGCAUGCGGCGUAAUUAGUCCCCCGAACUCGAGUAAACAAACUCAGGAGGUCACCCAGUGGGUCGCUAGCAUGGGAACCAGAGAGGAAACCCCUCUGAGGUGCACUGCACCCUGCGUCGGCAGACCUGGGCCCAGCUGUCAGUGUCUGUAUGAGUCGGUCUCAGCUCUGGUUCUGACUGCUGUGAUGCCCCAACGGUCAGACGAGCGUGAGGGGGACAGUGAGAGCGCACUUUCACGUGGGAACCUGGCCGAGGCGCGCAGACAAACAAGCGCGGGGCAGCUAAGUGUGAAACCUCCAAACUGUCACGGAGAGGGUGAGAGAAUGAGUGGAUGACCCCCCACCCCCCCAAUACUCCAAAUCCCCCCAACCUCCAUCCCCUCACCCCUUCUUCUAGUCUCCCUCUCUCGACUCUCCCAUCCUGCCAUCAGCCCUCCUCCUCCUCUCUCCCACCCUGAAAACUCUCAAAAUCUCCACCCACAAAGCGUCCAGACAGACACUCACUUUGCCCCCCUCCCUUAA